GGUGCCGGUUUGGUUUCCUCAGACUGGUGGGGAUUUCAGAUGUUAAAGAUAUGGAGAGGAAGUUGAAUCAAAUAUGGCUAGGCUUCUAUCAUCUCAAGGUAAAAUUGGCAGACGAUAUGAAAAGAGGAAAGGAAGUGACAUCAUUGGGACUGAGCAAGUAGCUUGCAAAACACCGGGUAAGCCUUCAACGAUUGGCAGUAGGCAAGAAGUGGUGCAAACCAGAAAGGAGGAUACAAGGAAUGGGCAGGAGAAGGUACGAUUCAAAGAGGCAGAGGGGAUACCGAAGUUGGCUUUAGAGUUUUCUCCUACAGAGGAUGAGAAUGCAUGGUUGAAGAGAAGCAUGGUGGCGAUGGCAUGGUGUGAGAGAUGUUUUGUAGAGUUAGGUGCUUUAAUUGGAGAGGUGAUCCUUGUUGAUGAAGAUACAAGUACAGUAAAGGUGGAUGGGGAGUUUUUUCCAAUUAUGGUGAUGGAGGAGGAGUGGAGAAUGGCUCUAGAUUGGUGGUUGGCUGGUGAACGACGAAAUUCAGUGGACUCUAAAUAUGGUAUAGAAUAUCCCGAUGAUGGUAAUAGUGAUGUUAUCUUUAAUGUUAAUGGUUUGUUGGAGGAUGAUGGAGAGAAAGAUGCUAAAGAAUGUGGGGCAACAGUAGAGGAUUCAAAUUGGAAUUUAAGAUGCCAAGUAAUUUCUAAGGAAGGGGAAUCGGUUGAAAAAGAAGUAGUGGUGGGCUUCAUGUUCAUGGGCUAGAGAUGCAUGGGUCGAUUGAGAACGAAUUAGGUGGGCUUCAAGAAAUGGGAUUAGAGGUACAAUGGGCUGAAAAAGGUAACAGUGAGGGGCUUCGAUCCAGUCUUGGACAGUAGCGACAGGUGGCUCCAAAAAGUAGAAAGUGUAAAAGCUUGGGGUGAUAUAUGCUGGGAUUGAUGAUACAGAGAACUCGAGGUCGGUGGGAACAAAGUUGAUGACAGCAA
Rubroshorea leprosula is the source of this 963-nucleotide messenger RNA. The record is from the annotation of a GenBank genome assembly. Lineage: Eukaryota; Viridiplantae; Streptophyta; Magnoliopsida; Malvales; Dipterocarpaceae.